AUGAGAAAUACGUUCAGAAAACCGAAAAAGACGCCAAAACGGCCAAUUCGUCCCGCCGCACAGAACCUAGGCGAUAAUUCGGAUGAUGUGUGGGAAAAGACUACGCUAGCGAAAAUCGAGGCAGACCUGGAGUCUGACAACAAGGCCUCUAGCAUAGCCGAAGAGUACGAAAAGAUGUUAUACGAACUGCGCAGAGACAACAUUGCCGCAUACAAAGAGCGAUUUCGCAAAGACCUUAUUGCUCUGAAAAAUAAGUCAACCAGUUUUGGAAAAGAUCUGCUCACCGGCAAGCUCUCUGUUAGAGAGUUCUGCCAAACGAAAGAGGCCGACCUCGUUUCCAAGCAUCAAAAGUCAGAAAACAAACUGCUUCUUGAAAAAGAGCUGAAAAGCAAAAUUACUACAAACUUACCAGAUACCAUCAACCAAAUCAAAAGUCAGGCCAACACCGUCAGCGAGAAAUGGGGUAUCAGCGAGAGCGCCGCCAAGAUUGAUCAGGAUUUCGAUUAG
Messenger RNA from Ogataea philodendri, 507 nucleotides. RefSeq lists its product as uncharacterized. Bases 1 to 507 code for a protein of 168 amino acids. Lineage: Eukaryota; Fungi; Ascomycota; Pichiomycetes; Pichiales; Pichiaceae. The record is from RefSeq and is a predicted model, not a curated record. Gene Ontology annotation, biological process: DNA-templated transcription. The transcript is spliced from 2 exons.